Hyaloscypha bicolor E is the source of this 311-nucleotide messenger RNA. RefSeq lists its product as uncharacterized. The record is from RefSeq and is a predicted model, not a curated record. NCBI's taxonomy places the organism in Eukaryota, Fungi, Ascomycota, Leotiomycetes, Helotiales, Hyaloscyphaceae. The coding region runs from base 88 to 279 and encodes 63 amino acids. The transcript has a single exon.
GAAAGCGCUUUGAAUGUAGUAAGUUUCAUAUGAAAUCCGUCCACUCUUGACUCUUCGUCUCCCAUCUGUGACGGCGGGAUCAAUGCAAUGGUCGAAGGCUCAAAGUUCAAAGAAUCUCAUGUAUUGGAAAAUACUAAGCUGUGGAACAACGUAGGGAGGAUGCCUCGACCUUUUAGUAUUGUCCCGCCCAAGCAUUCCGGCUUAGCUUCGUUUUGCACCUGUUUCCGAUAUCCUGUCCUCGGCAGAUCAUGCCGUUACGCCAGCCGUCACACCAUCUGAGUCUCCAUUUGACGGGUAAUGCCAAUUAUCUC